Protopterus annectens (West African lungfish) is the source of this 1304-nucleotide messenger RNA. RefSeq names its product DNA polymerase delta 4, accessory subunit (gene POLD4). Gene Ontology annotation, cellular component: delta DNA polymerase complex. Bases 461 to 892 code for a protein of 143 amino acids. Gene Ontology annotation, biological process: DNA synthesis involved in DNA repair; DNA-templated DNA replication. Gene Ontology annotation, molecular function: DNA-directed DNA polymerase activity. NCBI's taxonomy places the organism in Eukaryota, Metazoa, Chordata, Ceratodontiformes, Protopteridae. The record is from RefSeq and is a predicted model, not a curated record. The transcript has 6 exons.
UCACAGUAAGCACUUGUAAAAACAGGAAGAGAUAUUAACAGUAGACUAGGUAAAAGCAUCACAAAGGUUUGAAAAUGGGUUUCUGAACUUUAAAAGAUGCUGCCUGCAGUCUUGAUUGGCCCUGAUACAAAGGCAGUUUAAUGAUUUCCACCCCCAGACUUUGACACUUCCUGAUUUCUGAAACAACAGUCAGAUGUGACUAAAGUCACCCCAGCUGUCAUUUCCAAAUAAAUUCUAGCCUGCCAGUGAAGCUAAGCUUGCAUGUCUGCUGACACCUGCUUUAAAGCAAUUUUUUUUGUAUGCAAAGAACAUAUUGCAAUCUGAAAUAUUUUUCUUCUGUUUAUUGUUUUUGCAGAAAGAGCAAACACAAGUAAACCUCUGACAUUUUAGGCAAGCUCAUCACAGAAGUAAUUAAAAUAUUUAGUUUACGUGUUCCAGAAAAGUUGUUAAUCAGGAAGAAAUGGCAAAGACCAAGACCAAGGGGCUGAUCACUCACUCUUUUAAAGUGGUGAAGCGAGGCAAAAGGAGCAGAAGUAAGAAAACAAAAGACCAGGAUGCCAAAAAGAAAGCAGUCAUCUGUGGCUUUGCUAACAAGAAUGACAAAAAACAAGAAUGGAAAAAAUCACAUUUAUCCUCUGGCAGCAAAGUUCGUAGCCUGAAAACUGAAAAUGGGCUAGUAACAGUGUCACAGGAAGAGCUGGAUCUGGACAUGUUGAAGCAGUUUGAUCUGACAUGGGAGUAUGGCCCUUGCAUAGGUAUCACUCGGUUACAGCGCUGGGAGAGAGCAAGGCUGCUGGGACUAGACCCUCCUGUUAAGGUGAAAGAGACUGUUCUUAAGCGCAAAGAGGACCCGAUCUAUCUUAAUAGCCUUUGGUAUGAAUACCCCUUGUGAGAAGUCAAACACUGAAAUGAAGCAGAAAGAAGAAAUAAGCAUCUCAUUUUAGAAUGUACUUGCACUAGAGAAUGAACCAAAGAAUGAAACUAAGAAGUUAUUUGUUUUGUUUUAGGGGAUGUAUGGUAAAUAUUAUCUUUCAGAGUUUGUGAAACACCUUUAAAUGCUGUUUGAGAAAUGUUUACCUAGGACUAACUUAGAAAUGUACGUUUUGAAGCCAGCUCUGUACCAGUGACUUUACAGUACUGGUAGAAAAGUACUCCUCAUAUCACCUCAAAAUAUAGCUUCUUCUGUGUACUGUGAUACUGGCAGCUUAAUUCAUACAGUAAUAGCAGGGUGGAGCAAUCUUAAAUACUCCGGUUUGCUGUACUAGAAGUUAAGUAAAGUGCAUAAACUUCACAUUUUAAUUUUU